Messenger RNA from Drosophila takahashii, 411 nucleotides. Lineage: Eukaryota; Metazoa; Arthropoda; Insecta; Diptera; Drosophilidae. The record is from RefSeq and is a predicted model, not a curated record.
AUGCGAUCCCAGCUGGCUAUCUUCCUUGGUCUCGUGGCCCUUAUUUCGAUUUCCUUGGGAGUCUCUGCCCAGACCACGCCCACUGAUCCCACCACGCCGACGUCUCCAACCACGCCAACUACUCCGACCACGCCCACUACUCCGACCACGCCCACUACACCGUCGGCUCCAGCAUCGCCCACCACCCCAACGACGCCCACCACUCCACCCACAACGCCCACCUCCCCCACCACACCCACCACGCCGAGUACCCCGCCAACUACACCCACCACCAAGGCACCAAAGAAGAAGGUGGUUCGUAGACAUUCCAAGAGUAAAACCAAUAGACCAGCCAGGAUUGUCACGACCCACCGCAAUGGUGGUGGUUCUGAUAAGGAUCGCAGGCGCCAACAUCGAUCAUGCCUGAAUUAA